This is a messenger RNA of Didymella exigua CBS 183.55, 1849 nucleotides long. RefSeq lists its product as uncharacterized. The transcript has a single exon. The record is from RefSeq and is a predicted model, not a curated record. The coding region runs from base 322 to 1608 and encodes 428 amino acids. NCBI's taxonomy places the organism in Eukaryota, Fungi, Ascomycota, Dothideomycetes, Pleosporales, Didymellaceae.
GAAUUGGCUGAGAGAAGCCGUGAGGCUGUAGUUGGAGAGUAUAACUAUAAAUUGUAAAUUACUAUUAGCUCAGUCUAAUUUAACGACAACACGAUCAGAAUGUGCUGAAAACGCUUGAUUCUGCGACCGUUUGUGGGAGUGUUUGCGUACUUGACGGAAUUACUCGCCUUGAUGUCGCUGCUGUUCGUUUCAGUUACUUCGUGGUGGUGAUGGAGCAAUCGAAGACUAGUGAUCAGGCAUUGAAUUCUAGAAGACAUAAAGUUGUCUUGCAAGGUGGGCUCUGUCAGAUGACAUCACUUCCCUGAGCUGCUUUGUUCGACCAUGGACACUCUACCUCGAGAACUUCUUGACGCUGUGCUGCAGCACCUCGUCGAGCACGACUUCACCUUCAGCGCCCGCUACGAAGUCCUUGACGAUGCAUCACGACAAGCCAUACUGGCCGCGCGACUGGUGGCACACUCCUUUCACGAGUCGAAAACGUUGAAGGAUCUCUUUGUCGCCGUGCUGGAGGAGACCCCAUUUCAUUGGUACGGCAACCAAAUGCCGAGACUUGUGAAAGUCUCUCGAUCCAAAAUUGCCGGCCAAAUGUCGACGCUAUCGCUCUGCAGUAUGAACUUUGGUCCAUGGGAUCAUCACAACAAUGCUGUGCUAGGGUCCGGCCGGUCGAUCCUAGCGGCCUCCCGGACAGACCUCACCAAUAUACUUCGGAGGUUCGCAAAUGUGAAACACCUCCGAUACUACACGAUAUCACCGAAGUGUUUCCGCGAGACAUUCUGUGGUCACAAGUCCGCCUACGAUGUUGGCCCGGAACCACAAUGGGGUUAUCCGGCUGACGACAAGAACAUUCACUCUUGGUUGUUUCGGCAGCAGGAUCCGUCCUGGGUUUGCGGUCACACGAUGGAUAACGUUGUGGAUGCAGGCCUGCCAAUGGAAAGCGUGGCCUUCCCUCUGUUCGGGAACCGAGCAUCGUAUUGCGCCAUACAGGUUACCGCCGCUUUCUUCCCUGCAGCCUUGAAGCACCUCACUAUCUCGCUGACUCAGCGUUUCGAAGAAGUUCCUUUAUUUGAGCCAUGGCUGAGGAGUUUGAGAAGCCUCACCUUCCUGGAGGUGGCUGUCUCCAGACACCCGCUGAGUCUAAGUCCAUGGGGUUCAUUUGCGAGCUGUCGAGAGCUGACGAACGUAGAGGCGCCGACCUCUCGUGAUCAGCUGCCACGGUUGGAGGAGUUUCGUCUCAUGUCCGACAAUCAGAACUGUUUCAACGAACGCGGUUUCUUAUUGGCCUUGGCGCUGUUUCCGAAUCUGCGAAGGCUUGGCUUUGCGCACAUCCUAAUCAAGUCGCAGCUCAACAACGCCAGCUCAUGGGAAAGCUUUGUAAAACAAUUGGUCCCGAAGGCCUUGGAUCGCCUCUGGCUGCUGGAACCACGCAAUCUCUGGAUCAAGGGAAUGGGUCAGGCGGGCCGUUACGUGAUGGAGAAGUAUAAACCUGAUGAUAGCUUCAGGGCUGCGGCGCGUAACGUUCGGUUGAUGGACACCAACUCGCUGUGGGUAAAGGACUCAGCGCCACCGAAGAGGCGGGACUUUGACUACCCUGGGUUUGCUAUCUUCUAAUCAGUGCCACAGGGGCCCGUUUAGAGUAGUGAUGCAGACAAUAUCACCCCGGUUUCUCUUGCUCACACUGCCAGAUUGAGGUUGACCAAUCAACGCUUUCUCAUCCGUCUGGGCGCGGCGGGCUUCGGCUUCGCACGAACUGUUCGGCGCGUGGUGGGAGCGCUAUCCUCCUCUUCGUCUUCUGACUCGGAGCUAGAUUCGUCUCCGUCAUCUUCGUCGUUCUCUUCUUCUUCUUCAGAGU